AAGGCAGCUACGUGUUACGUCACUGCGCUCAUGUACGUGUAGUCUUGAUGCCACCUUAUCGCGAAAUGAGAGUUGUGACGUCGGGGUUGGAGGUCAGAUACUAGUUAAAGAGCUACAGCAAAAUAGUGUAGCUAAUAGUGUUGCAGGACGUUUAAAGAGUGAUCAAGAAUUGUGGGUUUUUAAGAAAAUUGGUACUGUUGGAUGGUAUGGCCUGAGAUUGUAUACAAGUCUUGGGGCGUUGGAUGGCGGAAAUAUGGAAGGCGGCGGAGGAGGGUUGGGCGGAGAACCCGGGCUUUUGCAGCAAAUUCUAAGUCUCCGAUUAGUGCCGCGGGUCGGCAAUGUGACUGAUUGUCAGAGGGCCACAUUAUGCUCCUUUCCUGAAAUGUGGUAUGGAGUUUUCCUAUGGGCCCUCGUCUCUUCUCUUUUUUUCCAUAUACCUGCUGGAUUGCUAGCCCUGUUCACUCUCAGACACCACAAGUAUGGGCGCUUUAUGUCCGUAGGAAUCCUGCUAAUGGGAAUUUUGGGACCAAUAUCAGCAGGAAUUUUAACAAGUGCUGCCAUAGCUGGAGUAUACAAAGCUGCUGGCAAAGAGAUGAUCCCUUUCGAAGCUCUGGUACUAGGUGUUGGUCAGACUUUCUGUGUUCUCAUCGUUUCAUUUUUGAGGAUUUUAGCAACUUUAUAACAUAAUGUUCUGUUGUUUGGACCAGACAUUUGUCAUGGGGACCAUACACGACAGCCUUGCUCAACGUAAGGACAGCAAAGCCUUUAAUACUUUGGCAUGAAAGAAUGACCUGCCUUCUUUGGAUCAGCUGAAAUGUAAUGCACAGUGGAGACUUGAAAUUUCCAUGCAUUUUUGGGGGUAAUAUUGAUUCUGUAACAUUCUUGCAUACAUAAUCCAAAUUAGAAUUUAGGUCAUAAUACAAACAUCCUCUUAAAGUUUUUACAGCUGUUUCUGUACAUAGGGAACUAUUGUAUGGCUUACCAAUGUUGCAUUGCACUGCAGCCUUCAUGAGGAUAUGUUUACUACAAAAUGUUAUGCUUCAGGAUCUUUGUCCUCGCUAUGUUUCUGAGCCCUUGCUUUUUUUUAAUAGAUUUUAAAAAUUCCAUUUUUUUUUUUUCAGAAGAAAAAAAUGAAAUCCUACCUUGUGGUUCAUGGAAAUUUUUUAUAUAUUUUUUUUUAUGUUGCCAUUUUUUAUUUCUGGCUUUCUGAUGGUCUGCUGCUAAAUAUAUUUCAAUUCACACUUUUUGAAACUGAAUGUUAAUGGAUAGGUAACUUUUGUAUAUUUUAUAACACAGAGUGUUGGUGCAGAGCUGUAAAA
Xenopus tropicalis (tropical clawed frog) is the source of this 1319-nucleotide messenger RNA. It is a transcript of the gene tmem170a, whose product is annotated as transmembrane protein 170A. NCBI's taxonomy places the organism in Eukaryota, Metazoa, Chordata, Amphibia, Anura, Pipidae. The record is from RefSeq and is marked provisional. Gene Ontology annotation, cellular component: nuclear envelope; endoplasmic reticulum membrane.